Molecule: messenger RNA, 1146 nt
Organism: Acytostelium subglobosum LB1
Lineage: Eukaryota; Evosea; Eumycetozoa; Acytosteliales; Acytosteliaceae
Exons: 4
Coding region: 1-1146 (381 amino acids)
Biological process (GO): TRAMP-dependent tRNA surveillance pathway; nuclear polyadenylation-dependent mRNA catabolic process; exonucleolytic trimming to generate mature 3'-end of 5.8S rRNA from tricistronic rRNA transcript (SSU-rRNA, 5.8S rRNA, LSU-rRNA)
Cellular component (GO): nuclear exosome (RNase complex); cytoplasmic exosome (RNase complex)
Source: RefSeq, a predicted model, not a curated record
AUGGAAUGUGUAAAGGGUAAAUGCUUUACACCUGCUGCUGGAUGCAUGACUGAUGGACAAUGCGACCGACAAUCACUUUGUCUCAAUGGCAAAUGUGUGCCCUACUCCACCUUGGAUGGCGACUGUUCAAUCAUGGACACAAUGGACAACUGCAACAAAGACUACUGCGUCCCCUUGAACCAAAGCAUGUUCACUCGUGUUGGCAAAUGCAAGAACACCACCGAAGUUGGAGACCUCUGUACCUAUGCCAAGGGUUGUGAUGUAUUCCGUGGUCAAGAGAGGAUAUCACCAAGUGAGACAUAUUAUAUACAGCAGGGAGUGGAGAAUGGUGUGAGGGCAGAUGGAAGGACUAGACUUGAUUACAGACACUUUGAAUUGGAUGUUGGAGAGAUCGCUCAUGCAUGUGGAUCAGCUCGUAUACUACUAGACAACACACACGUCAUCGUUGGCAUCAAGGCAGACAUCGCAUCACCCACCUCUGACGCGCCCAAUCAUGGAAUGCUCAAUGUGAACGUCGAUUGUUGUCCAUCAGCAUCACCAGAGUUUGAAGGCAAGGGAGCAGAGUAUAUUAAUGUGGAGUUGGCGAAGCAGUUGGAGAGAUUGUUGACGCAGGGCAAUGCACUGGACUUGGCUAGUCUGUGUAUAGUGCCAGGCAAGUACUGUUGGAACCUGUAUAUAGAUGCCAUUGUAUUGGACAGUGGCGGAAACCUAUUUGAUGCUCUAUCAAUUGCAACACGUGCCGCUCUAUACAAUACAAGACUGCCGCAGAUCAAGAUCGUUCAAGGCGAGCAUGAACAAGUAGAGUUUGAAGUCUCAGAAGACCCAGAGAGUUACUCCUCAGUCUCAAUUGACAACGUACCAAUCUGUGUCACUCUAACAAAGAUUGGAACACAGUUCGUAUUGGACAGUACUUUGGAGGAAGAGUUAUGUAUGGAUGCAAGGCUGACGAUUGGAGUUAAUAGAAGGUCCAAUAUAUGUAGUAUUCAAAAGGGUGGAGUCAGUGGGUUGGACUCUAGCACGAUCAAUCAGAUGAUAACAGUGGCCAAACAAGCGGGUCUACAGAUACUAAAGUCAAUGGACGCCAUCUUAAUUCAACAACAACAGCAACAUCAGGUCCUGACCAAUAAAGGAAAGAUACAGCAGUAG